Trypanosoma cruzi is the source of this 981-nucleotide messenger RNA. RefSeq lists its product as uncharacterized. The record is from RefSeq and is a predicted model, not a curated record. NCBI's taxonomy places the organism in Eukaryota, Euglenozoa, Kinetoplastea, Trypanosomatida, Trypanosomatidae. Gene Ontology annotation, cellular component: sno(s)RNA-containing ribonucleoprotein complex. Gene Ontology annotation, biological process: ribosome biogenesis; pseudouridine synthesis; box H/ACA snoRNP assembly. Bases 1 to 981 code for a protein of 326 amino acids. Gene Ontology annotation, molecular function: RNA binding. The transcript has a single exon.
AUGGAUGCAUCGUCGGUGGGCAGUUCAUGCGAGUUGGCGGAGGACGUGCGAGGCGUGAGGCGGCAGCGCGUCUCACUGAGCUCCGUGGACUCCGAGCCGAUAAUCAGACGGCACCGGCCUGACGCGUCGCCGCGCUACGAUGAUGCCGCCGCCGCUGAUGAUGAUGAUGAUGCCGAUGACGAUGCGGGGGAUGAUGACAGGAACACAAACGGCCUUCGCGAGAGGGACGAGGGGAAGGGCAGUGAUGUUCUGUCGGAGGGGCAGAUGACUGCCGCCCACCGUGAGGGUUCACCCCCUGCAUUGGUGCAGGCGGCGCUGCGUGACGCGAACGGUGAGCCGCUUCUGCAGAUCCCCAUGGAGCGUGUCUCUGAGGCGACGGUGGCAUCCGUGACGGGCCUCAUCGCGCGCAGCAGCACCGUCGUGGCAGACAACGUCUCCGGGGCGUUUGUGAUGGAUGCCGGGACGCGUCUUUGCCUCGGCGACGGCUCCGUGGUUGGUGUCAUCACGACUGUGAUGGGCCCUGUGUCGUGCUGCGCGUACGCCAUCGUGUGCCUCCCCGCCGUUUUUGGCGCCCUCUGCGACGGCGGAAAACUGACCGUCGGUGUGGACCUCUGCUACGACCUUGGCGAGCAAAGCGUCAUUUACGACCCCGUCUCGCAGUGUGACAUGCGACGUGGCACCGACGCCAGUUACGUCAACGACGAGGAGCUGCCGCCACACGCGCGGCCGGACUUCUCCGACGACGAGGCGGAGCGUCAAUGGAAGAUGAGUCGCCGCAUGAGCGCCGAUGGGGAGCCGAUAUCAUCCGACGACGAUCCCGUCGAUGUGGAUUGGGAAAAGAUCGACGUCCUCGAGGCGUGCCUGCGGGACGAAAGAAGGGAGGGAACACCAGGCGUGGACACCGCCGCGCCGCGUCACAACCCCCGGCUGGUGGUGCCGCCAUGGGUCGCCACGACGCGUGCACCCAACGGAGCCCCGUGA